AUGGAUAGUUUUAACUCAGGAAGUUCCUUCGAGAGGAAAUGUAACCAAACUCCAAACCUGCAGACAGUGGAACUUUCUGAAAUGGCAAAUGACAAAAGGCCAGUAAGUGCUCAUGUACCUUGCAAUCCAACUUUUGGGGCAUCACAAAGAAAUAAUGAAUUCUUAACUUCAUCAACGUCUUCAUGUCGUAACAGUGUACAAACUACAGUAGUGAAGCAGUAUGUGAAUAAAGUCAUCACAUCUUCUUCCCACUUACAUAAUUUGCCAAGAAAAUUUAUUUCCCCCUAUGCAAAAACGGCAAUUAAAAAUACUGACAGAAAGCAAAUCUCUAGACAGCCUCUGUUUGGCCCUAAUAUUCAUCUGCAAUCGACAGUGGUAUCAAGAAGGUCAGGACUUCAAGAUUGUUCCACACAUCAAACAAAAUCAGUUCAGAACAGUGAUAGAAUAUCAGACCUAGGCAGCUACAAAUCAAACAGUACAAACAAUUUCUGCCUUAUAUCACCAUCCAAAAGAAACAGACCUGUCAGUGCUCCGGCAGGUCAGCUAAGAUGUACACAGUUCUCUUCCUCAAGACUCCAGCUGGCCCAGAAAGAAUCUGAAGUGCCCCAAGUUAUUAAAUGUCAGCCAAGGGUAAUCAAAGUAACGGCUUACAAGAAUGGCACAAGAAGUAUCUUUGCUAAAAUUGCUGUACCAUCCAUUAAACUGCUGCUGGAGGAGUGCACUGAAAAACUGAAUCUGAACAUGGCUGCACGACGAGUGUUCUUGGCAGACGGCACAGAAGCACUAGAACCUAAAGACAUACCCCAUGAUGCUGACAUUUAUAUUUCAACUGGAGAGCCCUUUUUAGAUCCAUUCAAAAAAAUUAAAGACCAUCUGUCAUUAAUGAAGAAAGUAACUUGGACGAUGAAUGGUCUGGUUCUUUCUACUGGUGCCAAGAGAAGGAAAACCAAGCCUGUCCUUUCCAACCGCAUGAAGAAGCUUAUUGAGAAGUCCUCACUCAGGAUUUUGGUGUUUAAGAAUUGCUCAGGGCAGGAUGGCUAUGAGAUUAUUGCAGCACAGGACCAAAUUGAAAAGUUUUUAGAUGCUUGCACAAUAAGAAUGAAUCUUACUUCACCAGCAAAGCAUCUGUACAACAUUCAUGGAGCAAAAAUUGAAGAUCUCAUCAGUGUUCCUCUGCUUGACAAAUGCCUGCAAAAUUCCAUCACACCUUUGCGUGGACCUGUUUGGGUCUCUAAGGGAGAAGGUUUCAGCCCCUCAGGAGCAAAGAUGUAUAUCCAUGGAGUUCUUUUGGCCUUACACCAACGAUUAAAGUCUGCAAAAAACUAUUGCAAACAGAUGGAUUUUGCCAUUGAUGGUCAGAGAGGGGAAAUCACAGAAAAAGGCAUUCUUUCAAUGACAACAGAGGAAUUAUAUUUAGAGCAAGAAAAGGUGAACAAGCUCAUUGAGGAAUUGCAAGUGGCCAUCAAGAGCUACAAAGGUCACCUCUCAAAACUUGCCCCACAAUUACAGGCUGAGCAGGAGCAGUGUGCCUCUUAUGUCUACCAACACAUUAAAAGGCUUCCAGCAAACAUGGUUCUCCCACAAGGCUUGCAGCUAAAGGUGUAUGAAAAUGGCAAAGACACAGGGGAGAUCCUAGUUUAUGUCACCAAAAAAGAGAUGGAGAAUAACUGUAGGAAUCAACCCAGUGUUAUGAUGGAGAGGCUGCUGCAUAUGAUUCACGAAAAACUACAAUAUUCAGCAGACUUCAAACCAACAGGCCUCAAUCUUAUUCCUACCCGGCUUUUUGAUGAGAAAGGACAAGAAAUUAAAAACCCACUUUUACUGAAGAAUGAGCAAAAAAUUUGGGUUUCUUAUGGUAAAGAUUACAGGUCUCCCUUAAACCGUGUUCUAAGUUUGACCUUUGACAAAGUGACUGCAGCUGAAAAGGAUGGUAUCACAGUUAUUUAUAAAACUCUUCUGGAUCCUAAUGUUGAUCUGCUGCCUGGAUGUGACAAUUGGGAAGCUUGUACAGAAUUUCCAGACAACUUCCAGUGCACAAACCACCAGACACUUCAAAACUUGGAAAAGGUGGACAUGGAUAGCCAUUUUAUACAGUACAAGGCCGAUCCACAGAUAGUUUUUCAUGUCUCUGUUGCCAUGGAUAAAAUGAGGAAGGCACUUCCCAGAAGAAUGGACUAUCGGGAUCUAAAAGUCCCAUCAACACUGUGGCCUCUGGCUAACAUGUGGCUAAUCACAAAGGCUGGAAUGAUUCUGAGUCGAGCUUUGGUACAGAGCUGUCUAGCUAUUGGUCAUCCAAUUAGAGUUGAGACAGAUGAUGGCACAUCUCUGGAAGGAUAUAAGUUAACAGUACAGAAAAGAGACAAAAGCAGCAUCUAUCAACAGUGGGGUUUUGGAAAUGAUGGUUCUAUCUAUUGUAAGGCUUACCCUGAGUUUGUCCUGACCUACCUAGAGGAGCUAAAUGUAAGAGAGGAGGUGACCCAGAUGGAACACCACAUCCACCAUGGGGCCUGGUCUACAGCUCAUCAGGAGAUAGAGAGCAGCUCAGCAGAAGAGGUCACUGUACCAAGCCAGAGGCAGGUUCUGCAAAAAAAUGUCAACAACUCCAAUCAGAAACAACUUUCAGGACCUUUGGACGCCCAUUUAAUGCCUGCAGGUCCCCUAAGGGAGUCUAUGCAGCUGACAGUCGCACUGGUGAGGAAACUAGAAGAGAAACAUCCUAAGGCCUCAGCUCAAAGAUGGGCUAUAAAGCAUGAAGGGACAACUAAACCAGACCAGUGGAAACAUUCCAAAGUGGAGAAUCCGCUAUGGAAUAAGCUGACAUACAUGUGGCCUGUCCUUCCAAAUGGAGAACUUAAUGAGGAUUUUGACUGGCCAAUUGAGGGAUUGCUGGUUCCAAACAGUCCUUCACUUAAGAAACCAGCUGGCAAGAAGUCAGAUUGGUAUAUACCUGUGAGACUGAGGGCUUUGCACAAUGGAGACAGGGACAAAAGCAAGGCUAUCACCAUCAUUGGAACUGAUGUUACAAAUAUGCUAAACAGACAAAAUAUUCAUCCUGAAAAGAAACAGAAAACAAAGGAGAACCAGAAAAUGCAUCCUGAUGAAGGCCCUGGAAUGGAAAUAUACAAGAUAGAAUUUCAGCAUUUUUUGGACAAAUGUACUACAAUGUUGAAUUUACCUACUGCUGCUCGAAGAUUAUUCACUGAAAAAGGCGUGGAACUCUUUCUUUUGAAAGAGCUUGAGAGAGAUCAGCUGGUCUAUGUGUCAUGUGGAGAACCGUGGAUUGAUCCACACUUGACUAUGGCUCAGCACAAAAAACGUCUCCUACUCAAUAAUUUAGUGUCAGAUAUAUCUGCAAUUCAUGCCUACUGUAUCAUGCGUAACCCUGAAAUUCUAGUUUUAGGAGUAAGGAGCAAUAUUGCUGCUGGAGCCAAACUUUUUGUGGAUAGAUGUCUUGUGGCUUUUGAAGAAGACAAACUAACUGAGGAGCUGCAGGAAAAUCAAACAGAAGAAAUGUUUCUGAAUAUAAAAGAUGAUUCAGAUCUUAAUUCACAUGCAAAAUCACAUCUUAAAACAGAUGCUUGGCAUAUGAAAUCCAAAUAUUCCUGGCAGGAAAGUUUCUGUGAUUUUCAUGAUGAUGACAGUUUUCCGAAGGAUGAGGAUAAAGAAUUCUGUGAAAAUGCAGAGAUAUUUCAGAAGUACAGACCUCAACCAAAGCUGAAUGCAGAAUUGCAGAAGGCUCACCAUCAGCAGUUUGAGUAUAGAGACAAACAGAUUAUAAACUGUGCAUUCCCAGGGCUUGUUUUGGGGGUACAGGAUGCUAAUCUGCAUGCUGGGACUGAAGUUGUUUUGGUGGAAAAGAAACCUGAUGAUACCAAUCAGCGCUGGAUAUGGAGAGAUCAUGACAGGACAUUUCAUUUGAUGAGUGAUCCAAAUCUAGUGCUAGCAGUGUCAAUGCCCAGCACGCAGCCUAGAUAUUCAAAAUGUGCACUGGACAUGAAAGGGUGUGCUGUUGUUCUGCAGAAAUAUAAAGAAUACAGCAAUGGGGCUGCCAAUCAAAAGUGGCAUUACAUGGAAAAUGCAGGAGUAUUUAGUGCCUUUUACAGCACAGUACUGGAUCAAGAAAUCACAGCAGCAAAUCAUGCUUCUGUUUGCACAUUCUCUGUGACCAGUAGAGAAAAAAUAAACCAGCCAGGCUACUAUUUUCUUUCACCCAGUGGAAAGCAGAAGUUCAUGAUAUGCUUGGCUUGUGCAAGGGCCAUAAGAGGAAAGAAAGAACUGAAAAAAUUACCCACAGGUAGCAUGUUCUUCUGUGCCUCUGGCUCUGAGGGAGCAAAUAAUUUCUCCUUGGGGCCUUUUAAGUGUGUUAAUGUGAUGAAGACUGAUUUAUCCACAUUGGAAGCCAAAAAUACCUUGAAUUAUUUAGAAGAAGUUCUAGCAUCUUUGCGGACCGAAACCUCCAUACAAACAAUCUCAGAAAAGAUCUCUGCAGCUAUGAACCAGAAAGCAGUGAAAAUAAUUGCAUACAGAAAUGGAGCUGGCUACCGAAAUGGUCAGUUAAUCAUUGCUAGCACAUUCCCUAUGCUGCUUACCAUGUGUACAAGACAACUUGAACUUACCAGGAAAGCCUGCAGACUAUAUACCAAUGACGGAAACCUAAUGCUUACCCUACCAGAUAUAGUCACAUGGGCUGUAAAUGAGUGUUUCAGACAAAGUGACUCAGAAGAAGACUACAAAGAGAGAACUGCAAUCACUGACAAUGCUGAAGGUGGGGCUGCACUGGAUGUGGAAGAUAAGUACAUGGAGAAAGUGAAGAUAAAGUCAGAAUUAUCCUUGAUGACUCCAGACAGUUUGAACAUGAUAGAUGAUUCUUUGCUCACCAUCAUCCUCAGAAAUCCUAUCGAGAUCUGGGUUUCCUGUGGAGAACCUUUUCUACCUUUGGAUGCUUUGCAAAAGGCAGCAAGGCAAGAGAAACAAAACUGGUUAGAGAAGGACAAAAUUUUGGCUGAUCUAGAUGCUAUGAAGCACAAAAUGAGACAGCUGCAAGGGCGACGAAUAACAGCCUUUAAACCAUCCACCUUGGUGCCCACAAAAAGCCCAGUUCAGCCUAUAAUAGUAGAAGGAGGCUGGACUGAAGAAACCCAAGAAGAGAUGAAACUCAUGGAAAAUAUACAACAUACUGAGACACACUUCUCAGAGGUUCAAGCAUCACAGUUCAAAAGAAGUUCUCUAUUUUCAUCUAAACUGCUGUCAUCCAAACACAGAUGUCUGUAUGAUCAACCAUCUGCAAAAAGAGUGUGGGCUUACCGGAAUGGUUAUAAACCCGAGCAAGGAGUUUAUGCCUGGGGAAAAACAAUUUCAGAGCUGCUGGAUAACUGCACCACCAGGCUAAAUAUGCAACAGCCUGCCAAGGCUCUGUAUACACCGGAUGGUGAGCCACUCCAGUCAUGGGAUGAAAUAGAGAGAGACAUGCUUCUGUGUGUUUCUGCUGGAAAUCCUUUUCUGAGCAGAAAAGCCAUCAAGCAGCAAGUGGAAGUUAGAGCUAUUUAUGCCAGAAUCCGAAAGCAGCAAGGUCCAGAUGCCACUAAUAUUGUUGUCGCUCCUUCAGAGAAACUUAAAGGACAGGUUGUAUUUUUCUACUAA
Emys orbicularis (European pond turtle) is the source of this 5640-nucleotide messenger RNA. RefSeq names its product doublecortin domain containing 1 (gene DCDC1). Lineage: Eukaryota; Metazoa; Chordata; Testudines; Emydidae. Gene Ontology annotation, biological process: intracellular signal transduction; regulation of mitotic cytokinesis. Gene Ontology annotation, molecular function: microtubule binding. Gene Ontology annotation, cellular component: midbody. The coding region runs from base 1 to 5640 and encodes 1879 amino acids. The record is from RefSeq and is a predicted model, not a curated record. The transcript has 38 exons.